Molecule: messenger RNA, 1146 nt
Organism: Aspergillus oryzae RIB40
Lineage: Eukaryota; Fungi; Ascomycota; Eurotiomycetes; Eurotiales; Aspergillaceae
Exons: 9
Coding region: 1-1146 (381 amino acids)
Biological process (GO): lactate catabolic process
Cellular component (GO): mitochondrion
Molecular function (GO): flavin adenine dinucleotide binding; D-lactate dehydrogenase (NAD+) activity; D-lactate dehydrogenase (cytochrome) activity
Source: RefSeq, a predicted model, not a curated record
AUGGCAUUGCUCAGGAAGAACGUGUUUAUCCCUUCGGCUGUUGUUGCACCUGAAAAUGUUACUGAUGACCAAAAAAAAAAAAUAAAAUUGACCAAUGAAUUUGAGAUCCCCAUCUGGCCUUUCUCCAAGGGUAGAAAUGUCGGCUAUGGUGGCACUGCCCCGAGAGUGCCCAGCAGUCUUGAUAUCGACAUGGCCAAAAAUAUGAAUAGAGUGUUGAAAGCUGAUCCUGAGAAAGCCUAUGUCUUGCUCGAGCCUGGGGUGUCUUACUUUGACCUCCAUGACACAACCUCCGAUGGUCCACUCAUCCACACUGGGAUGGAUUCUUCGCCAAACCCAAAAGCGGACAAGAGCAAGCCGCCCCACGGGCAGGAACCAAACGAGAGCUGGCAGUUAUUUGACUAUGGUAUUGGCCCGCAUAGUGCUGGUAUAUUAUAUCAGUCGUCUCUCGGAAUCGUCGUGAAAAUGGAAAUCUGCUUAUGCCUAAACCUGGCGGGUAUCAGGCAUCGUGGAAAUACUCCGACCUUGGAAAUCUCCGGGGUAAUUCAGAACACACCCAAGCUGGAGAACGUCCUAGUUAGUACCGUCCUGCAGUUUAUCGGUUUCUCACAAUCAAUCUCCCAGAGCCAAUACACCAAUUCUAACAAACCCCUGACCGACCUCGAACUAGGUGAGAUUUCAGAAAACCUCAAUGUCGGUCGCUGGAAUCUCUAUGGAGCGAUGUACGGCCCACCUGUCAUACGCUCUUUGAUCUCCGUCGCCAAAUUCUAUUUCCCCGAGGAUCAUCCCAACGACAUCAUUCUACGGAUCCGAAACGAUACAGUGCAAGCUUGUCCUGGCUCCCCAGGGGAUCUCACCCGCCGCUUAAGCGAGGAAUACGGAUUUGACUUCAUUAGCAUGUUCGUCGUCGGGGCUCGUGAAAUGCACCACAUCGUCUGCAUUCUGUUCGAUCGGAAAGAUCCCGAUUCAAGAAAUCGGGCUUAUAAGCUUAUUCAGGCUCUGAUCGCCGAGGCGGCGGAUUGGGCGGGCUUCAAUGAGAAUGCUCAGAUGAAAUUGAACGAGAAGGUGAAGAACACGCAUGAUCCGAAAGGGACCUUGUGUCCAGGAAAGAACGGUAUCUGGCCUGCCAACUAUCGCAAGGAGGAUUAG